AUGGAUAAGUUUUUGAAUUCUAGUAGAAAACGUGAUAAUCCAGAAGUAAUUUCAAAUAUUGAAAAGAAACAAAAAAUCAGAAAAUAUGAUGAUAGUUAUUUGAAUUUCGGAUUUACUAGCACUGUUGUUGCAAACGUAGAACAUCCCCAGUGUGUUGUUUGUUUGAAAGUAAUGGCUGUAGAAAUAAAUGACGUGUUUCAUGAAGAUUUACUAUUUUGUAAAACUAUUGUUGGUGAAACAAAAGCAGCAGAUUUAUUUAAUAUAUUAGAUUCUUUCAUAAUUGAAAACAACAUUGUUUGGGACAGAUGUUUUGGUGUUUGCACCGAUGGAGCUCGCUCUAUGGCAGGUUGUUAUAAUGGUUUACAAGCACUCGUUAAAAAAAAAGCCCCUAACGCUGUAUGGACGCACUGUAUUAUUCACAGAGAAGCUCUCGCUUCAAAAAUUAUUAGUCCAAGUCUUAAUGAAGUCUUGCUGUCUGUUAUUGAAAUAGUUAAUUUCAUCAAAACUCGACCUAUAAAGUCCCGGUGUUUUAAAAAAAUGUGUGAAGACAUGGGAGCUGAGCAUACCUCACUUUUGUAUUAUUGCAACUCCCGUUGGCUUUCACGAGAAAACGUGUUGAAAAGAUUAACUAAAAAAAUUACUUCUUUUAAAAGAAAAUUAGUCUUGUGGAAGAAUAAAAUGGAUGAAGGUGCUUUAAAUGACUGUUUUCCCACAUUGUAUAUGUUCCUUCAUGAAAAUAAUUUAAACUUGAUAGAAUCUAUCAAAUUAGUAUUCAUGGAACACUUAUCACAACUUAUUGUUCACUUCCAAAAUUAUUUUCCCGAGGACGAUCAACAACGAAAUUGGAUUAAAGAUCCUUUUACUACUGAUCUACCGUCAGAAUUAACAAUUACUGAACAAGAACAACUGAUAGACUUGUACUCAGAUUCAGUAUCAAAAUCCAAAUUUGUAUCAUUAUCUUUACCAGAAUUUUGGAUAGCUAUGAAGAAGCAAUAUCCGAUCGUAGCCAAUAAGGCUAUCAGGACUUUAAUUCCAUUUGCUUCUUCAUACUUAUGUGAAACGGGUUUUUCGGCCUUAGCAGUUAUCAAAAGUAAAUACAGAGGAAAACUAAAUACCGAAAAGGAAAUGAGAAUCGCACUAUCAAAAUUUACCCCACGAUUUGAUGAUUUAAUGCAACAAAAACAAGCACAGCCGUCCCAUUAA
Molecule: messenger RNA, 1203 nt
Organism: Metopolophium dirhodum (rose-grain aphid)
Lineage: Eukaryota; Metazoa; Arthropoda; Insecta; Hemiptera; Aphididae
Product: zinc finger BED domain-containing protein 5-like
Exons: 3
Coding region: 1-1203 (400 amino acids)
Source: RefSeq, a predicted model, not a curated record